GAGUUUCAGCUUAAGGGUUCCGGGCGCACACCCUUUUCCCGGAGCGGGGACGGACGGGCGGCGCUCCGUUCCAGCGUCCGGGAGUUCUUGGCGAAGGAAGGAAUGCACUUCCUCGGCGUGCCAACCGCGCGCGCGCUCUCCCUGGUCGUGGACACAGAGUUGAAAAUUCAGCGGCAGUGGUACCCGGAAGCGCAGAAUAAAGACGUGCAGCUACGCGCCGAUCAAGUGGGCAACCGGGAGGAAGUGGCAAUGUCGAGGGGAGCUAGUAGUGCAGCUCUACUUGCGCUUACUCCAAGGCCGGGUAAAAUUUUGUGGCCGAGCAAUGGGGUUCCCGAGUCGCAGAUGGCUGCGAAUCAGGAGAUUUUUCGGGAGGAGCAGGCCGCAAUUCUGACGAGAGUGAGCCCGAGCUUUCUCCGCGUGGGCCAAGUGGAACUGUUUGCAAAGGAAAAGUCAGUCGGCGAGUUCCGGAAGCUGCUGGCCUACGUCCUGUGGCGCGACUUUCGACCGUAUUUACAGAUUGGAAAUAGCACGGCGACUACCGGGUCGUGGCCUGCAGAUGUGAGUGGGCAAAAACAAAAAGCGAAGGAGUCACAGCGAACCUUACCGCAUGAGCAAGAAGCGCUUGAUGACGCACAGGCGUCUAGCUUGCUUACGGUGAAAAAUCUGAAAAUCUUUCUUCUCAUCUUUGCGCACAGACUGGCGUUUUUGCACGCGGAGUGGUUGCGGGUUGGGUACGUGCAGGGGAACAUGAAUUCCGAUAACUGCCUGCUGAACGGGUACUCCCUUGACUAUGGUCCUUUCGGCUUUCUCGAGCAAUUUGAUCCGCUAUGGUGCCCUUGGAUUGGCGGCGGUGAAAAGUUUAGCUAUUCACAACAACCAAAG
Amoebophrya sp. A120 is the source of this 882-nucleotide messenger RNA. NCBI's taxonomy places the organism in Eukaryota, Dinophyceae, Syndiniales, Amoebophryaceae. The record is from the annotation of a GenBank genome assembly.